Molecule: messenger RNA, 1215 nt
Organism: Monoraphidium neglectum
Lineage: Eukaryota; Viridiplantae; Chlorophyta; Chlorophyceae; Sphaeropleales; Selenastraceae
Exons: 5
Coding region: 1-1215 (404 amino acids)
Source: RefSeq, a predicted model, not a curated record
AUGGCGGACGGCCGGCGGGCCGCCACAUGGCCGCAGCCAGGCGCAGCGGGCGCCGCGGCGGCGGAGGCGGCGUGCGCCGAGUGCAAGGGUUUUUCUGAGGUGGCGCCCGGCAUGGGCAGCAUGACUGAGAUGGAGGCGGGCGCGGGGGCACAGCAGCGGCACGGCGCAGAGUGGGAGUUGGGACGGCGUGGGACUGGGGUUGCGGCCGGGGAGGCGGCGUGUGUGGAUGACAUCAUCUCUGACAUGUUCAUGUUUCGGGAUGUCAGCCAGGCGGCCGCCGGCCGCGCGGCCCUGUUCCCCCGCACCCGCGGCGCGACGCCCGCGGCGCUACGGCCGCUGCUGCUGCGCCGCGGCGCCGCCCCCAGCCCUCAGCGCCCCGCCGCGGCCGCGGCGGCGGCGCCGGACGCCGCGGCGGCCCCGGCCGCCGCAGGGGUCCCUGUCAGCAGCCAGCCGCCCGCGGCCGCGCCGGCGCCCGAAGGCCUCAGUUCCGGCCGCGGCGGCGGGCGUGGGCGCGGGCGGGCGGCGGUCAAGGCGGUCAAGCCGGUCAAGCCGGUCAAGCCGGUCUACUCCAGAUCAUACGAGGCGGUGCGCCGCUACCGCGCCCGCAAGAAGCGCGCGGACGAGCUCGGCAUUCCGCUCUGCGAGCUGCCUUUUGAACCGGGAGAGGCGCCGCCCCGGGGCCGCCCGCCCAAGGCGACCUCAGUCAAGGCGCCGGACGCCCCGCCGCUGCAGCCGCCGCCGGGCCCGCAGCUGCCGGCGGCGGGGCCUCGGCGGCGGCACGGGGAUGACGCCCGUGCGGGCGCCGGCGGCGUGGAGGCUCUGGUGAGGGAAGUUGCCGAGAAGCUGGAGGAGGUGAAGCUGCUCACUCGGGAAAAUCGGGUAUUGCAGGCGCGGGAGGCUGUGCUGCAGGCGGCGCUGGGCGGCCAUGAGACGGACAUCGCCGCCGCGGCCGCCGCGUGUACGCGGCAGGGCGCCUGCGGCGGCGCGGCGGCGGGCUGGCGGCCGGGGGAGCAGCAGGAGGAGCAGCAGCAGCGGCGGCAAGGGCAGGAGCAGGGGCCAGCGGAGGCUCAGGCUGUUGUUGGCAUGAUCGAGGCAGAGGUGCCGGCAGCGACGGCGCCAGGCAGCGGGGCCGAUGUCGUGCAAGAAACAGAGCAGCGGCAGCAGGAUAGACCGGAUGGCCUGCGCCUGCGGGAAAUGUCGACGCUCACGACCUGA